This is a messenger RNA of Xiphophorus maculatus (southern platyfish), 1253 nucleotides long. RefSeq names its product fibrinogen-like protein 1 (gene fgl1b). Lineage: Eukaryota; Metazoa; Chordata; Actinopteri; Cyprinodontiformes; Poeciliidae. The coding region runs from base 18 to 1124 and encodes 368 amino acids. The transcript has 9 exons. The record is from RefSeq and is a predicted model, not a curated record.
AUGAAAGAACAUAUGGUAUGGAGAAAACAAAAGGGAAGUGUUGUGAAAUGAAGACAAAUAUUACUGGAAGCGUGUUAUUGGUGAGUACCAUAGCAGUGUUGCUACUGCAUCUGGUCUGCUCAACUAUAGCAGCUCCUGGGCAGCUUUUCGAAACUGAUCCAUGCGGACCAGAGGCUGCAGCUCUCAAGACUAACAUAAGGAAACUAGAGAAUAAAUUGCUGAUCACAACUUGGAUGACCGAGCAUCUCCAAAUGUACAGAUACUUCAAACCGCUUGAGUUUUCUGCAUCCGACAGUAAACCUCAGACUGACCCGGCACCCGAUGUAAACAAAAACAACAACACCUUGGACAACAAAAUGAUGAAACCAAUUCCUCCAGCUGGAAAUUUGAUUGUCCAUGACAAAGACUGCUCCGAACUUUAUGAUAGGCUGAGAUCACCAAGCGGCUUUUACCGCAUCAGACCCAAGUUACACCAGGAGCCGUUUUUAGUCUACUGUGACAUGGAGGACGGAGGAGGAUGGACAGUGUUUCAGAGGCGUCGGCAUGGAAAAGUUGACUUUAACAGAGACUGGGUGGACUACAGAGAUGGGUUUGGAGAAUUCAAACUGUGGAAUGAUGAGUUUUGGUUGGGGAAUGAGCACAUGAAUGCUCUACUGUCAGAAGAUAAAAACCUGGUGAAGAUUGAUCUCAUGGACUGGGAUGGAAAGAGAAGUUUUGCAUUUUAUGAGAACUUCAGGAUCACAGAUGAAGCUGAUAAGUAUCGUCUCCAGUACGGGCAGUACAGUGGGAAAGCUGGUGAUGCUCUGACUGGUGGUGGAGGAAUGGUGGAGCAGUGGUCUUCCAGCCUUAGUGGGAUGCAGUUCAGCACUGGAGAUCAGGAUAAUGACCGCUUCCUUCAGGGAAGCUGUGCCAAAGAGAAUCAGGCUGGUUGGUGGUUCAACAGGUGUCAUGCAGCCAACCUAAAUGGCAAGUUCUAUGGGAGGGGGAAAUACAAGGCUGAGUAUGACAAUGGUGUGGUGUGGGGGACUUGGAAAGGCCUCUGGUACUCUCUUAGACACACCACUAUGAAGGUGCGCCCCCUGGUUUUUUUGGAUAGUGCAGGAAGUGGAGCAGGGGACAUUUAAAAAUCCUAGAUUUCUGUCUAAAAUUAAAGAAAACAAGGUAUUUAAAAAGAAAAUGUAUUCAUUGUAUUUUAAUUACUUCCUUUGCUUCAACUUCAAAUUAUAGCUAAAAUCAACAAAACAUAAUUUUAU